CUCUAACACAGUCAGCCGUUUAUUACGGCCAGUGUGACGCUUUCAUUCGAACUUGUUACGCGCUGCGAAUACACGGAGUUUCCGCGAUCACUUGGACGCGAGUCUGUGCACGGUUGAUCCUAAUCGGACCUGGUGGCCGGGUGUGUCUUCGAUCAAUUAGCUAAUUCGUUACUCGUUGAGCAACUCAAUUUUUCGCCUCAUUUUAUUUGAUCUCACGAAGGAAGGAAUCCACGAAUUUCGCAAGCGAGUCCAAACAUCGAUCGCCGUUGCUCCACCCCCUGCCAUGUCACUGCCAGCAGCCGUGACUCUCUCGCUUCUCCAGGCGACGCUCCUCGUCGCCCUGGCCAACGCCGGAUGUCCGAUGUUACCGACGCCCGCGCAAACUUCCGCUCAACGGAGCCCCGGCGACGGCGGCUUUAAAAUCAUGAGCAGCGGACGGAACGACAAAUACAAACCAAAUACCGUUUACACCAUUGGCAUUCGAGGAUCUCUGGAGGACGAGACGGUUCCGCCUUUCAGGCGUUUCACCCUUUCGGUGGAUUCUCAACACGACCCGGCGAGUCCGAUAACGAAAGUGGGCUCGCUGCAACUUUUUGGGAACUCGUUGACGGCGUUCAACGAGGAUUGCGUGAAUACGGUAUCGGAAGCCUCGGAUGUUGAGAAGUCGGAAAUCCAAGUGAUGUGGCGUUCGCCACCCGAGGGCUCGGGCUGCGUCGUCUUCACCGCGAUGGUCUUCGUCGACCGGCGCACUUGGUACGCCGAGGACGGAGGCCUCGUGAGAACCUUUUGCGAAUCGAGGCCAGAAGAAAAUGAAGAUCCUGCGACAACGUGCUGCGCCUGCGACGAAGCGAAAUACUCGCUGGUCAUGGAAGGAAUUUGGUCGAACGUCACGCACCCGAAGGACUUUCCGUUUUCCGCGUGGCUCACACAUUUCAGUGAUUUGAUCGGCGCCUCCCACGAGCCGAGUUUCUCCUUCUGGGGACACGGGACUGUCGCGACCGACGGUUUUCGACAGUUAGCCGAAUGGGGUUCGGCCUCGGGGGUGGAAGCCGAGCUCCGAGCCAACUCCAAGUACUUGAGGACCCUGGUCAAAGCGGCUGGACUCUGGUACCCGAAUGUCAACACAAAUACGACGACGAGUUUUCGCGUCGACAAGAAGCACCCACUUUUGUCGGUGGCCUCGAUGCUGGGACCCUCCCCCGAUUGGGUCGUUGGUGUGAGCAAGUUCAAUCUCUGUCAACGCGAUUGCACGUGGAUGAAUCGAGCGACGAUCGAUCUUUAUCCUUGGGACGCCGGAACCGACAAUGGAAUCAGCUACAUGUCACCAAACUCCGAAACUCAACCUCGAGAAAAAAUGAAGCCCAUCACCACGAUCUACCCUGAAGAUCCUCGAUCGCCCUUUUACGAUCCAACCGGAAGACCCAUGCUACCACUCGCUCGACUUUAUCUCAAUCGUGAAAAAGUCAUUCAGCACAGCUGCGAUGAAGAUAGCCUCAAACAGCAGCUCGCCGAGUUCGAAGUGGCGGAAAAUACUGAAGACACUUCUAGACCCGAGUGUCAGACGUCAGCAUAUACGGCAUUCUCACCAUGUUCAGUGAGCUGUGGGAAAGGCCUGCGAAUGCGUACGCGCGCUUACUCGAUGCCCGAGAAAGCAAAGAUGCUCGGCUGCAACAGACAGCUCGUAUCGAAAGAGAUGUGUGUCGCAGCUGUCGCCGAAUGUCCCGGUGAAGAGGAGAAUAGUCAAGAUCUGGAUGAAGUCGCAUUGAAUCGUAACGACGAUGGAGUCUGUAGAACCACCGAAUGGGACAACUGGUCGGAAUGUUCUUCGAACUGUGGAAUUGGUUUUCGCAUGCGAACUAGAAGAUUUUACGACCGUAUGGGUAGAAAGAAGUGCCCGCAGGUCUCCUUGGUGGAGAAGGAAAAGUGCAUGGGGCCUCCUUGCGGGGCUGGAGACGUGGAAACCGUGGAUCCAAGUUGCAAGGUCACCGAAUGGACGGAUUGGUCGCCCUGCAGUGCCUCGUGCGGCAAAGGAGUCAAACUGAGAACAAGAUUGCUCAUGGUUGAUCCAUCUAGGCAAGAAGAAUGUGCUACGAGAGUCGAAUUGCUUCAGCAGCGGAGCUGCCUCGUUCAAGCUGAUUGCACUUUUGACAUGGCUACUGCAAAAGUUGUUUGCAUGGAGGAAGCGGACGUUGGACCAUGUCGAGGUUAUUUCCAACGUUGGGCUUUCGAUCCAAGGAAAUUAAUGUGCGUCUCAUUCGUCUACGGUGGAUGUCGAGGGAACAGAAAUAAUUUCUUGACGUCGGAAGAGUGCUCGAGUACUUGUGGCAUUGUAAGGGUUGCUCUGACUGGACAAACCCUCCCUGAUCCAGCAGGACUCCAAAAUCGCAUAGAACCGCCGCGCCCUGCGCCCGUUGAUUGCAUGGUCACCGAGUGGUCACCUUGGACACCGUGCAAUGUUUCCUGUGGUCCCGGACGCCUUACCAGUUUCCGUAUGAUUAAGCGUCAUCCUGAAAACGGGGGACGACCUUGUCCCCGGAAAUUGCAGAGGAAAGCACGUUGCAUGCUGGCGCCCUGCGAGUAGAAAUUUUCGUUCGAGCACCAAAUUCAUUGUAUUGUGCUGAUUCCAACAUUUUUUUACUCAUUAUUAGCCAUAUUUUUUCAUUGACAAUUAUCGUAUUAUAAUUACACGUGUAAAUCAAAGUGAAUGAUAAAUAAAUGCGAGAGCCUCGUGCUGAUUAUAUUUA
Molecule: messenger RNA, 2744 nt
Organism: Venturia canescens
Lineage: Eukaryota; Metazoa; Arthropoda; Insecta; Hymenoptera; Ichneumonidae
Gene: fat-spondin
Product: extracellular matrix protein f-spondin
Exons: 10
Coding region: 284-2581 (765 amino acids)
Biological process (GO): cell adhesion
Cellular component (GO): extracellular matrix
Molecular function (GO): serine-type endopeptidase inhibitor activity
Source: RefSeq, a predicted model, not a curated record